Cynara cardunculus var. scolymus (artichoke) is the source of this 3869-nucleotide messenger RNA. RefSeq names its product protein MEI2-like 4. The record is from RefSeq and is a predicted model, not a curated record. The transcript is spliced from 16 exons. Gene Ontology annotation, molecular function: RNA binding. NCBI's taxonomy places the organism in Eukaryota, Viridiplantae, Streptophyta, Magnoliopsida, Asterales, Asteraceae. The coding region runs from base 650 to 3619 and encodes 989 amino acids.
UCCUCUUUCUCUCACACACAUGACAUGACGACAUGAUCAUCUGGGAUUUUCAUUAACCUUCGUGAAUUUAGGAGCACUGUUCUUCUUCAUCUCCGGUCUUCUUCCAUUCCCCCCUUCAAUUUCCUUUCUCUUUUCAUUUCAUUUCUUUUCUUUUCUUUUCUUCUCUCCCCCCCUCUCUCUCUCUACGGGGGAGCGGGCUGAGGGCCUGGGAAUCUCACCGCUAAACGUAGAAACACCUCCGCAGGUUCGUCAGAUGGAAGGAGGUUUCUUGGAAAAAAAGUAGAGAGAGAAAGACACAAACACACAGACAGAAGGUGGAGAGAGAGAGAGAGAGAGAGAGAGAGAGAGAAGAAGGCAUCAAAGGAAGCUUUGGAGGUUCUUGCACGGCACAGAAACCUAGAUCCCUUCUCCAAAUCUCCUUUCUCCCUUGCCUUAUGCCGUAAUCCAUUCGAUUUCUCUCUCUUUCCCAUUCAAUCCUUUAAAUUCCAUCUCUCUCCAUUUCGUCGCCGGAAAUUAUCUCUUGAUCUCUCAUGGCGUUUCUAGUUUGAUAAAGGGAUUUCCCAAGUUGGCUGGUUGAGUUGAAUCGUGCCUUCCCUGUUUAAAUCAUAAAGAAGCAAAUUUGUGUCUUUGUAGCCUUUUAGGGUUAAGCAUGCCAUCUGAACUUAUGGACUCACAUGGUUUAUCGCCAUCUUCAUUCUUAUCUGAGGAAGUGCAACUUCCUAAUGAGAGACAAAUUGGGUUCUGGAAGACAGAUGGUAUGCCUGACGACUAUGGACCAAAAGAUGGCAAAGUAUAUGCACUUGGGGACAGUUCGCUUGCAUCAUUGCCCCUGGAGAAACAGACGUCAUCUGAACCUCACAUGUUGAAGCGCUUUGAUGUCCCUAAUGUUUACCUGAACCAAGACCAUAAAGUUCAUAUUAGCUUAGAGAAUAACUCUGUAGGAGCAGGGAGAACAAUUGGCCAUUCUAUUCGGAGACCUCUUGAUAAUGAUAGAGGAAACAGAGUUAAUGUGAAUAUGGAUCAUAAAUCAUAUCUUACGUCAGGGAACAAGUUUAAUGUGAUGGGUGAUCACUACGAGAAUGGCCUCUUUUCAAGUUCAUUAUCAGAGCUUUUCAGUAGAAAAUUGAGAUUAUCAGCAAAUAAUAGCAUGUAUGGUCAUUCUGUUGGUGCUGCGGCAUCCCACUAUGAAGAAGAGGAGCCAUUUGAAUCCCUUGAAGAGAUUGAGGCCCAAACUAUUGGGAAUCUUCUCCCAGAUGAUGAUGAUUUGCUUUCUGGAGUGACUGAUGGGCUUGACUGUAAGGUGCAACCAGGCAGUGGAGAUGAUGUGGAAGAAUUGGAUUUCUUUAGUAGUGUCGGAGGGAUGGAGUUAGGAGAAGAUGGUGGACAAAGAAAUUAUGAAAUUUCUGGAGGAAGUUCUGCUAGUCAGCUGGGGCCAUCUAGUGGUGCCAUGGGUGAACACCCUCAUGGGGAACACCCAUCAAGAACACUUUUCGUCAGAAAUAUCAACAGCAACGUGGAAGAUUCUGAGUUACGGAUCUUGUUCGAGCAAUAUGGAGAUAUCCGCACUCUCUACACAGCCUGCAAGCAUCGUGGCUUUGUGAUGAUAUCAUACUAUGAUAUAAGAGCAGCCCGAAGUGCCAUGCAAGCUCUUCAGAACAAACCAUUGAGGCGUAGAAAGCUUGACAUUCAUUACUCAAUUCCAAAGGACAACCCUUCAGACAAAGAUAUCAAUCGAGGCACCGUUGUGAUAUUUAACCUCGAUUCCACUGUUUCUAAUGAUGAACUUCAUCAUAUUUUUGGCGUCUAUGGUGAGGUUAAGGAGAUCCGUGAAGCUCCACAAGGAAGUCGUCACAAGUCCAUAGAGUUUUAUGAUAUUAGAGCUGCAGAAGCUGCUUUGCAUGAAUUAAACAAGAGUGACAUUGGAGGAAAACAAUUGAGGCUUGAACCUAGCCAGCCUGGUGGUUCUAAACGCGUAAACAGUCCAUUCCCAGAGCUGGAUCUUGAUGAAACUAGUGCCUUGUUGCAAAUGUUUAGCCCUCCUGAUUUUAGAACAGAAAUUUCUGGACCAGUUUCACAUGUUCGAGUUACACCUGGUUGCCUGGACAACGAAACUCUCUUGGGUCUUCAUUCUGGAACUGCACCCCCUGCCACUCAACUGUUAGACACUGAAAUCCAACAUGGCAUCCCAUCUAGCGUCUCUAAAAGUUUUUCCUCUAUUAUUGGAGUGGAAUCCGGUGGCAUGCCAUCCAGUUUGUUGGAGUCUGCUCAGUUACAGAACCAACUGAAAUAUGAUUUCAGGAGCACAUCAAAUUACCACCCUCAUUCACUUCCAGAGUAUCAAGAUGGCUUAACCAAUAGCAUCCUAUGCAAUUCUCCUAGCAGCAUGGCUGCAAGUUUAAAUUGCAGAAUGUCUGAAAGGGCUGGAAAUAGGCAGUUUAACAGAAUUGGUGGCUCAAUUGGACGCUCACUUGAACUUAAUGACAGUGUAUUUGGCCUCUCUGCAAAUGCAAGUUGUCCCCCUGCCACUCACCAUUACAUGUGGAAUCCUUCUCAUCAGCCGCAGCCCCAUAACAUGAUGUGGCCCAAUUCACCGUCAUUAAUCAAUGGAGUUGGUAAUGCUCACAGUGCUCCCCUAGUGCAUGCUCUUCCUAGAGCACCGGCUCAUGUGGCAAACACUUUUCUGCACAUUAACAACCAGCAUGUGGGAUCAGCACCAUCUGUCAAUCCUUCCAUUUGGGAUAGACGACACUCUUAUGCAGGGGAAUCCCCUGACGCAUCAGUUUUCCAUCCAGGUUCUCUCGGGAAUAUGAGGGUCCCGGGUAACUCACUGCAUCCUCUGGAUUUUGUUUCUCAUAAUAUCUUUCCUCGUAUGGGGGGAAACUCUAUGGACCUGCCAAUUCCAUCGAAAAACAUUGGAUUAGCUUCCCAUCAUCAGAAUAAUGUAAUGUUUCCUAGUAGAGGACAAAUGAUUCCUAUGAUGAGUUCAUUUGAUUCUGCUAGUGACCGGGCUAGAAGUCGUAGAAAUGAAGGAAGUUCAAAUCAAGCUGACAACAAGAAACAAUUUGAACUCGAUCUGGACCGUAUAAUGCGAGGGGAAGACAGAAGAACGACUCUAAUGAUCAAGAACAUCCCUAACAAGUACACUUCUAAAAUGCUGUUGGCUGCAAUUGAUGAACGCCAUCGAGGAACAUAUGAUUUUAUCUACUUACCCAUAGAUUUCAAGAACAAAUGCAACGUGGGUUAUGCAUUCAUCAACAUGACUGAUCCUUCCCUUAUUAUUCCGUUCUACCAGGCAUUUAAUGGGAAGAAGUGGGAGAAGUUCAACAGUGAGAAGGUAGCAUCCCUUGCAUAUGCUCGCAUUCAGGGAAAAGCUGCACUGAUUGCCCACUUUCAGAAUUCAAGUUUGAUGAAUGAAGAUAAACGCUGCCGGCCCAUUCUUUUCCACACGGAUGGUCCAAAUGCAGGUGAUCAGGUGCCUUUUCCAAUGGGUGUUAAUGUUCGCUCAAGAGUGAACAAAAAUCGAAACAGCACAAAUGAGGAAAGCUCACAAGAUGUGGGAAAUGGUGAGGUGUCUUCAAAUGGGGACUCAUCGUCAGGUUCCACCAAGGAUUUUGAGUGAGAAAGGCCUGCUGCUCCUUUUUGUCAUGCUAACCUUCUAGAUAACAGGUAAUUAAUUGAAGGAAGCCCACCUCAAAUUUUCUAAUGUACAUUGAGCCGGGGUGGGCUGAGGGAAGAGAGCAGGUUAACAUUGAAAUUUCUGUAAUUGUCUUGUGGAGAAAUCAAAAGAAAGAAAGAAAGAGCAACAGGUGAGGGGAGCUUCUAAAUUUUGGAUUGUUUCUAGAUUUUGAUGAAUUAAGGAUUGAGGAGAC